Molecule: messenger RNA, 1419 nt
Organism: Habropoda laboriosa
Lineage: Eukaryota; Metazoa; Arthropoda; Insecta; Hymenoptera; Apidae
Exons: 9
Biological process (GO): protein peptidyl-prolyl isomerization
Molecular function (GO): peptidyl-prolyl cis-trans isomerase activity
Source: RefSeq, a predicted model, not a curated record
AUGUUUCAAACAGAUUGGCACGAAUAUAUUAACAAAAUGAAAAGGCAAAUUGGAGGUAGAAUGUGGUCAUUAACACAAACAGUAGCAGUUUUUAUAAAUGAUGAAUUUCUUGGUAGUGAUGUGGAACUUUUACGUUAUCUAAGUCGAGAUUAUAUUUUUAGUUUACCUGUUGGAAUAGAAUACUAUGAAAAUCGUGCCAUAGAAUGCUGUAAACAAUUUAUGGAAAAAUCUAAANUAAAGUAUUAGUUCCAUAGAAAUUUUCUAUUAAAUAUUAUGUUAAUUUAGUUGUAUUCUGAUUUGUUACCAUUAACUUGUCAACACUUUUUAAAUCUUUGCAUUGGAUAUGAUGAAGUAAAACAAUGUUAUAAAGAUGCUUAUUACAUAAAUACACAUGUGUAUCGUAUAGUAAAAAAUGGAUGGAUUCAAUGUGGAGAUUUGGAAUUAUUUGAAACCAAUAAAGAUGCUGUAAAUGAUGUUAUAAUACCUGAUGAAUCUUACUGUAUUCCUCAUGAUCGUAGAGGAGUCCUUUCAAUGGUAAAUGAUGGAAAACAUUGUAAUCAAUCACAAUUCACUGUAUGUUUAAAACCAAAUCCUUGGAUGAAUCAUUUUUAUGUUGCUUUUGGACAACUUAUAGAUGGUGCUAGAGCUUUAACAAAAUUAGAAAAUGUGUCAACGUAUUACGAACAUCCUAUUAAACAAAUAGUAGUUUCACAAUGUGGAGAAUAUGUUUUUGGAGAUGAAAUUAAGAUGGAAACCGAAUCGAAGAUUUUCCUUAAACAUCAAUCACCAGCAAGCAUGGAAGGAGAGGAUGUAAGAGACAUUGAUACUACAUUUGAUUUUUAUUCCAUUACGCCAUGGCUUGAUAAUAUUGUGGAUACGAUAGACGUUCGUGAUACAGCUUCACUUUUGGUGGCUGAACGAUAUCUGAAUGGUCUUUAUUGUCUUGCAAGUGAUUAUGAACCAGGAAUGGAUAUGCGUGUUUAUGAAAAAAUUCAUCUAGUUGGUAUGACAAAAUAUGAUACAACAACUGCGAAACUGUAUGAUUUGUUAUUGAAUUUUCAUCCAGAUAAAAUGACUGAAUGGGAAAAAAUUACAUUCAUUUCUGAAGUUUCUAAAAUUAUUCUAGCUUACGUUUUUCAUUAUGAACAUAAUGAAUUUUGUCUGAACCAUAUUUCAAUACAUACCCAUUCAACAAUACAUAAAAUAUUAGAAAUUGCACAUGAAAUAGCAUUGAAAGCUAUUGAAAAGGAUAAAAGGGCAUCUCUUUCUCGUGAAUGCGGUGAUUUAAAAAUUGCAAAGAUAUUUGAAGCAAAACAUUUCAAUAAUAUGUUAGUCUCAGAAAGCUGUAUGUCAGUAUUAGAGGAAAUAAUAACUAAAGCCAUACUAUGUUUAAUGAAAGCUUUUGAAGUAGAAGAAUAA